Messenger RNA from Branchiostoma belcheri (Belcher's lancelet), 1279 nucleotides. Its product is annotated as solute carrier family 35 member G1-like. NCBI's taxonomy places the organism in Eukaryota, Metazoa, Chordata, Leptocardii, Amphioxiformes, Branchiostomatidae. The record is from RefSeq and is a predicted model, not a curated record. Gene Ontology annotation, cellular component: membrane. Bases 220 to 1242 code for a protein of 340 amino acids. The transcript has 3 exons.
UUCCCGGAUCCCGGAUGUAGAAUUUGUUACAAGCGGUGAAAUCUUUACAUACUCCUGGCCGGAAAACAGCUAUUAAAGCCUGUGGAUAAAACGUCGACUUCGCCUAAUAUAGAGUCCCAUGACAGUUGGACUACUGCAAGGAGAGCGACACUACAGAGGCAGGGACAUGAGCUGUGAUAUAGUCCAGAGGACCACAUUUGCGUCAUAGUCGUUCCCAUAAUGCUGUCAACUGUGGAGGAGAAGGAUCUCGAAGAAGAGGCCAUUGACUCCAGAAAGGCAUCUCUUAAAGCGGCAAGGGGACCUCUGCUCUCUCUGGGUGCAACGGUUCUCUUCGCCAUAUCAUCGGAAUUUACGGCCCUCAGUAGCAUAGACGGAAUCCCGGGUUUCCAUUUGGUAUUUUUUAUGAGACUGAGCCAGUUUCUCAUAGUUUUAGUUUGCGUUAUAAUCUUUCGUCCAAAAUUGAUAGGUAAAAACAAACACCAGAAUGGUUUAUUGUUUCUUGAAGUUGUUGUUAACAACGUCGCUACCACCCUGAUGUAUUUUUCCUUCACCUAUGCUUCUCCAGGGAUCGCGUUUGGCAUCAUUCAAGGGUCCAUGCCCUUGUUUACGGCCUGUUUUGGGUUUAUAUUCUUAAAGGAAAAAAUUGGCCUAAUACCGAUCUGCGGGAUCCUAAUCAGCAUCAUCGGGGUGAUUCUAGUCAGCAUCGGGAUGGCCCACCAGUCUGUGGGCCCCACAAAUGCAAUGGCCGUGUCCAUUCUCCUGCCGCUGGCUGCUGCCUUCAGCAAAGGACCAGAUAUGGUUCUUUGUCGAGCCAUCCUGAAGGACAUGUCAGGCAUCACAAUGCUGUUAUACAUAACAUUACCGGGAACAGUAGCUCAGCUCAUACUAACUUACUCAUUUGAGACCCCGGUCUGGGUGAUGUCAGCAAAGACAGCAGGGUACAUAGCCGGGCUGGGCUUGUCCCAAGCCGUGGCCAUGUUGUUUUUCUUGGGAGUACUAAAAGUAGAGAAGGCAGCCAUAGCUGUUGCACUGCGCGCACUUGUGAUACCGCUCACCAUUCUACUGGACUAUCUCAUCCUGUCGAAAGUGCCAAACGCUAUCAAAUGGGGGGGUUUGUCUCUAGUCAUACUUGGAACAUUGGGGCUUGGCAUCUAUAUUUGGUGGUCACAUAAACAGAAAGAAAAACGGAAGACUUUAUUAAAAAAGAUGGAUUUCGACCAGCUGAUAGAUGACACUGACUAAAUUUUUCAAAGAGGUCCUUGUGUAGUCUACUGGUAUU